AUGCCUCACUCCAAGUUGCCCCCCUGCCACCCUCGUCAGUUUGCAAUCACUCACGACAACAACACGAUACUCUCUACAGCCCACGGUCUCGGCGCUGACAACGUGCCGGCGCACGAGGAGGGUGCCGGCGCUGCGGGUGGUGACGCUCCCGUUGCCGGCGAUUCGUACGCCAGCGUCGGCGUCGGCUCGCAUGCUACCAACGUGCCUGGCGGCGAGCAUGGCAACGUUGGCCAGAAGGUCAACGAGAGACCUGCUCAGUAG
Lasiodiplodia theobromae is the source of this 261-nucleotide messenger RNA. RefSeq lists its product as uncharacterized. Bases 1 to 261 code for a protein of 86 amino acids. The record is from RefSeq and is a predicted model, not a curated record. Lineage: Eukaryota; Fungi; Ascomycota; Dothideomycetes; Botryosphaeriales; Botryosphaeriaceae. The transcript is spliced from 2 exons.